CCUUCUACUCAUCACCCAUUAAAUAAUGGCAUCGACGACGCGACCUGUUGUUUUCAUGGACAUCAACAUUGGAGAGACGCCAGCAGGGAGACUCAAGAUGGAGCUGUUUAGCGAUAUUGUACCAAAGACGGCUGAGAACUUCAGGCAACUCUGCACCGGUGAAUACAGGGUCAACUCACGACCUCAAGGAUAUAAGAACGCGACAUUUCACAGAGUGCCGAACUUUAUGUGUCAAGGAGGUGACUUUUUAAAGGGUGAUGGUACUGGGUCAUUCUCGAUUUAUGGAGACAAGUUCCCGGAUGAGAACUUUCAAGAGAAGCAUACAGGACCCGGUCUCCUCUCGAUGGCAAAUUCUGGUCCUAAUACCAAUGGAUGUCAGUUUUUCAUUACUACGGCAAAAUGUGAUUUCCUGGAUGGAAAGCACGUUGUCUUUGGAAGAGUUAUCGACGGUAUGUUGACACUGAGAAAAAUCGAAAAUGUGGCCACAGGUCCCAAUAACAGACCAAAGCUCCUCGUUAAGAUUACAGAAUGCGGAGAGAUGUAGACACCGGUCUUGCUUCCCUUGUACUUAUAAUAUGAGAACUGUUACAGACUAAAAAAAAACAAUGCAAACACAUGCAUUUCAGUGAACGUGUUAUAUGAUGAAACAUGCAGAGCUCUAGCUCCAUAGGUGAGUGGUAUAGUUUUCUGUGAAUUGAACGAUCACAGUAUCCACAGAAGAGGACGCAGGAUAGUUGUGUACUUUCAUUCUUACUUUUACAAACCACAAACUACGUAAUCUUACAGGCACAUGAAAAUGAAGAGGUAGAUAGAUAUCUAGGUCAAAGCCUUCAUCGAACUUGCUGGGUCAUAGGCGCACCUGUCGGGACUGGCGCGUGUGGUACAGGUGCAUG
Desarmillaria tabescens is the source of this 893-nucleotide messenger RNA. RefSeq names its product cyclophilin-like domain-containing protein. The record is from RefSeq and is a predicted model, not a curated record. Bases 26 to 544 code for a protein of 172 amino acids. The transcript is spliced from 9 exons. Gene Ontology annotation, molecular function: peptidyl-prolyl cis-trans isomerase activity. Gene Ontology annotation, biological process: protein peptidyl-prolyl isomerization. Lineage: Eukaryota; Fungi; Basidiomycota; Agaricomycetes; Agaricales; Physalacriaceae. Gene Ontology annotation, cellular component: intracellular membrane-bounded organelle.